UCUCUGGAAUCUCCUCCGCACCCCCUCCUCUUCCCUGGAACCCCCCAAGAGCACAACGCAGAGUGGGAAGACAGAAUGGUGAAGUUCAACAGCAACCCCGGUGAGAAAAGCAUCAAGCCACCUUCGGGAGAGGAUGGCUUCCAGACGGUCCCCCUCAUCGCCCCCUUGGAGGUGGGCCACCUCCAGCUGCCCACUCCGGAGAAGGUGAUCGUGAAAACAAGAACAGAGUAUCAGCCGGAGCAGAAGAACAAAGGGAAGUUCCGGGUGCCGAAGAUCGCGGAGUUCACGGUCACCAUUCUCGUCAGCCUGGCCCUCGCUUUCCUCGCCUGCAUCGUGUUCCUGGUGGUUUACAAAGCCUUCACCUACGACCACAGCUGCCCAGAGGGGUUCGUGUACAAGUUUGGCAGUGACAGAACUGGGAUUGUCACCCAUGCUCUGGGCCCCUGGCUCACUGCUGCUUCUGUGGGUCUCCAGCCAAAACCCCCAAAUGCUUCCAACCUCUCUCUGCACAGGUCCUGA
Molecule: messenger RNA, 519 nt
Organism: Dipodomys ordii (Ord's kangaroo rat)
Lineage: Eukaryota; Metazoa; Chordata; Mammalia; Rodentia; Heteromyidae
Gene: Nsg2
Product: neuron-specific protein family member 2
Exons: 6
Coding region: 76-519 (147 amino acids)
Biological process (GO): clathrin coat assembly; G protein-coupled dopamine receptor signaling pathway; endosomal transport
Cellular component (GO): membrane; endosome
Molecular function (GO): clathrin light chain binding
Source: RefSeq, a predicted model, not a curated record